Messenger RNA from Cuscuta epithymum, 3569 nucleotides. The record is from the annotation of a GenBank genome assembly. NCBI's taxonomy places the organism in Eukaryota, Viridiplantae, Streptophyta, Magnoliopsida, Solanales, Convolvulaceae.
AUACCUUUUUUUUUUCAAAAGAAAAAAAAGGGCAAUGGAGUGAUGGACAGAAGUCAGAAAGGUGGAGGAGCUGGGGAAGACGAAGUCAGAGAACAGAUAUUAUACGGAGUAGAAGACACAGACAUCAACUCAUCUUCCUUCACACUCCAACCCUAAUAAACAUUUCCCCGUCUUUCUAUUUCAACUUGUAUGCUGCUCUAAAUCCGUUGCCUUCGCAUGCGGGCAAUAAUGUUUGAUCAUUCACUUGCAAUUAUUGGCGGCUUUGUUUAAUUCACUUGAAAGGUUUAAGCUUUGCAUUUGUCUCUAAUUUUUGGAUCCAUAGCAGCGAUUGUUUCCCUGCUUCCGAGUAGGAUUUGGGUCCAGAUUUACCGCAUUUCUUACAGUGCUAUGGAUGAGCUUGACGUCUUGGCGCGAGACUUCGGUAUCCGACCCGCUGGCAAAUCGGCACCCAUGAGAUCCGACGCCGGAGAUCGCCGCUCCUCAUCCGCGCGGUCCUCUGCUUUCUUUGACGAUCGAGAUGGUCCAGUGCUCAAUGAUGCCUUUGGUGGUCCGCCCAGGUAUAAGAAUUCCAAUGCGAACAAUAAGGACUCAGCGAUGAAUGAUUUUGAUUACGGUUCCGUUUUAAAACCAGGCAACCAUUCAAGGAGCAAUAUUUCAUCUUUGCCAGUAUACGAUAAGCCAGUGUAUGAUGACGAUAUUUUUGAAGGAAUUCCAGGGCUCAAGAGCAAAUCACUGUCUUCCUCAACUGCUAGGAUUGAGGAUAUGUUUGCCUCAGUGGCUCCGCAGCCCAAAAAGAAUCACAAUACUGAUCAUCUUGAUGACCUGCUCGGGAAUGUGGGUAAGAGUGAGAAGAUGACUGAAAUAAAAAGUAGCACGGGUUCAAGAGGGUUUGAUGAUUUGCUGGAUGGUUUUGGGAGUGUUAAUCCUGCUGUUACGAACAGGCCAUCAACAGAGUCAAAUCAAACUUCUAAACGAUCUGGGAACUCUAAUCGAACUUCAAGCGUAGCAGAUUACCCUUUUACAGUUCUAGAAACAUCUUCUGCAGCCCCUUCAACCAGGGUAUUCUCUGUUCCAUUGAAAGGCACCACAAACCCUGGUAAAUCUGGCUGGGGGGAUGGAUUUGAUGAACUGGUUGAUCCGCUGAAUAGUUUGGGUGGAUCCGUGCCUUCAUUUUCUCAUGAUAGGAAUACAAAAAGUAACAAAAGCCCUUCUAGGGACAGAUCUGUGAGAAAUGAGAAGCAAGUACCUCAUUCCAUAGAUAAUGACAAGGAAUCAUUUUCCAGACAUUCUGGGAUCCACCCACACAAUGCCGCUAAUGAGGAUGGAUCACCAGAGUCUUUGGUUGACAGACUGAUAAAGGAUUCCUUGAAACCUCUUCGCCGAGAUGCUGCAUAUACCCCUCAUUCUCCUCAUUAUGCAAGUGCAGGUCAAAAUGAGGCUAGUUCAUGUGUAGAUAUGUCUCCUAGAUUAGAGGAACAGGUGCAUGUUUCAGAAGAUAUUUGGAUCACUGUAUCAGAGGUCCCCCUUUUUACCCAUCCUACGAGUGCUCCACCUCCAUCACGCCCUCCUCCUCCAAUUCCUCGACAUACCUCUAAGUCAGAGGCAGGUUUAUUUGCCUCACAUCCUUUGAAAAGUGACGUGUAUUCAUCAUCCCCAAGAUACAGGCAAUACUCUCAGAGUCCUAAGACUUUUGGUGCUGUGGCUAAGAGCUCCACAGGCUCACAACUUCAUGAACUUGAGGAAUUUGCCAAUGGUGCUAGCACACAGAACAGUGCUGAUGGAACUCCAACUGCUCUUUCUGGUGAACAAAUGAAUGCAAACUCAAUCGCUGCCGCAUCUGCUGCUGCGAUGAAAGAGGCUAUGGACAGAGCUGAGGCUAAAUUUAGGCGUGCUAAGGAAGUUCGAGAAAGAGAAUAUGCAAAGGCUGCUAGAAGUAGUGUGCACUUGGAAAAGGAUGAACAUGACAUGCAUGAAGUUCAAGACAGAGAAUCCAAGGAAAAAGAUGAGAUAUUAGAGCGUGAACGGCGCCAGCGUGUGAAGGAAGAGGAAGAACAGAGAAGAAUAGGAAGAGAGAGAGAAAGGGCUAGGCAGGCUGUAGAAAGGGCUACAAGGGAAGCACGUGAAAGGGCAGCAGCUGCAGCUCGUAUUAAAGCUGAGAGAGCUGCUGUGGAGAAGGCAGCUGCUGAAGCUCGAGAGCGAGCUGGAAGGGCAGCGGUUCAGAGAGUGCAAGCAGAAGCCCGUGAAAGAGCUGCAGUGGAAGCAAGAGAAAAAGCUGCAGGUGCAAAAACUGAGUUGUUUGAAGCACGACGACGGGAAGAACGGGCUGCUGUAGAAAGGGCUACUGCUGAGGCUAGAGAAAGGGCGGCGGCGGCUGCCACCUCAAGAGUGAAUCAAGAAAAUAAUGGCGAUGAUCUUGAGUCCUUCUUUAGUAUGGGUUCUCGAGCAAGCAGUGCUCCAAGGCCAAGGGCAAGUUCUCCUGAGACUAUGUUUGAUACACAAUUCCAGAACAAAGGAGGCUCUGAAGGGGCUAAGGCAACAUCUUCACCAGGUCUAGCCUCCAACCUGAGAAAAGCAUCAUCUACAGCAAAUAUUGUGGAUGAUCUAUCUUCAAUUUUUGGAGCUGCUCCAUCAUCUGGUGAGUUUCAGGAGUUUGAAGGUGAAAGCGAAGAAAGAAGAAGAGCUAGACUGGAGCGUCAUCAACGCACCCAAGAGCGAACGGCUAAAGCCUUGGCUGAAAAGAAUCAACGUGAUCUUCAAGUCCAAAGGGAUCAGGAAGAAAGACAUAGGAUUGCAGAGACUUUGGAUACUGAAAUCAAGCGUUGGGCUGCUGGGAAGGAAGGAAAUCUGCGUGCACUUUUGUCAACAAUGCAAUAUGUGCUCUGGCCAGAAUGUGGUUGGCAACCAGUUUCUUUAACAGAUUUGAUAAUGGGGGCAUCUGUCAAAAAAGCAUACAGAAAGGCAACCCUUUGUAUCCAUCCUGACAAGGUGCAGCAAAAAGGUGCCACUCUUCAGCAGAAAUACGUUGCUGAGAAGGUGUUUGACCUUCUUAAGGAAGCAUGGAACAAAUUCAAUUCAGAGGAGCUUUUUUAGACAUGACCCUCACUAUUCAUUCAUUAGUUGCUCUUGUGGGGACUUUUGACUGCUACUAGUGCUAGAUGCUGGUAUGGCGUUACACAUAUGUACACUCGUGAGAGAGGUGCUCGUAUCUCAUUGAUAAUCAUCUAAGUUGCCGGUGUGGAUUGGAUCCUGCAAGUUGGUAAUGGAUACCCCUAUAGUGUCCGAGUUGCGCUAAUACUGUAUACUUGAUGUCUCAAUGUAAAAAAGCAUCUUAUUUGAUUCAACGGGGAUGCGUCAGAAUAGAAAUGUCCACCCGUAGAUCCACACACCCGCUAUAACACACAUUUGAUGCCCACAUUUUGCUACAGGAGCAGUGUAAUCUCGUUGAGAUUGAAAGGGGUGUAAUACAGAAUGUUGUUUGUUGAUGUUCGGUAUACGGAGUUGUUGGGGGGAGAGUACGUCCUCCUUUGUUGCCGAACAAGAAUAUAUAUAAAUGGCAUUUCAUCAUUUCC